This is a messenger RNA of Aureobasidium vineae, 441 nucleotides long. The record is from the annotation of a GenBank genome assembly. NCBI's taxonomy places the organism in Eukaryota, Fungi, Ascomycota, Dothideomycetes, Dothideales, Saccotheciaceae.
AUGGCAAAACCAGUUAAAGCAAUGUUCACUCCGGGAAAAUCCCUCAUCACGCUCGUCAAUAUAGUAACACUCUUCGGACCCUUCCUAGCAGAUUGGAAUGAGACACACAUCUACAACCCCACCUGGCCGCCCCAUGCCCGCUACCAUAACGGCCAAACCAUGUCCAUGGGCCUCUUCAUCGGACUAGCAACAUUCUACAUCCUUUUAAUCCUCCUCNCCUCUACUCCCUCCCCCUCAACCCAGAAACUGCACCUUAAUUGGGUUUUGGCAUUGCAAACUUUGAUCUAUGCAAGCAGUUUGUCAGGGAUCCUGUACCCCGGAGCCGCAUGGAUGGAUCCAGAGUUUGGAGAGGGAAAGCCGCAGUUGUAUGGAUUUCCUGUGUUAAUGGGUUUGUGUUGGGUGGGAUGGUGGGUUGAGAGGGAAAGGCUUGGGAGAGUUGAA